GGAGUGACGCACUUCCUUUUCCCGGACGCUAUUUUGCCAGCGAUGUGCAGAGAAAUCCCUGAGAUUUUUUAAAUGAAAAUGACCGUUCAGGAGUUUGCGCAAGUAGUCCGUGGAUUUUGAGCAGUAGCCCAGUAAAUAAUGGUUAUGCUAUAAGCAUCAUAGAUCGGUUUAGUGGUAUAGCUAAGCGGGGUUCACAAGUUGCUAUUGUUAUCCGCUAUCUCCAGAAAACUUCCCUGUUCAGUGUCGAGGAGACCAGGCGGAGAGAGAUGAGCGAGCCCAGACGGGCCACCCGGCCGGCUCUGCCCAGAGUCACCCGCAGGGCCUCCGCCCAGGCCGGGCCGGCCGGGUCACCGGGGGCCCAGGCUGCUCCGGCGGGGGUAGGCCUCGCCCGGGACCUCAGCCUGAUGAGCGUGAGCGAGCUGGUGGGGACGCUGGAGGGGACGCCGGCGAGGAAAGGGAGGCCAGUGAAGGCUCCAGCGGCCCCCAGGCUGGGUGUGAAGACGGCCCCGUCCCGCGCAGGCCUGGGGCCCGUCGCCCAGCUGAUCGAGUCGGGGCGCUGCAGGAACAUUGUGGUGGUGGCGGGGGCCGGGAUCAGCACCCCCAGCGGCAUCCCCGACUUCAGGACCCCUGGGACGGGGCUGUACGCCAACCUGGAGCGCUACCACCUCCCGUACCCGGAGGCGCUGUUCAACAUCGACUACUUCUCCGACAACCCGCGGCCCUUCUUCUCCCUGGCCAAGGAGCUGUACCCGGGGCUGCACCGGCCCAACUACAUCCACUACUUCAUCCGCACCCUGCACCUGAGGGGCCUGCUGCUGCGGCUCUACACGCAGAACAUCGACGGGCUGGAGAAGAUGUGCGGAAUCCCAGAGGAGAAACUGGUGGAGGCUCAUGGGAGUUUUGCCACCGCCUCCUGUCACCUGUGCUACACCCCGUACCCAGCACAGGAGGCCAAGAAAGCCAUAAUGAACGACAGUGUCCCGACCUGCUCCUUCUGCCAAGGCACAGUCAAGCCUGACGUGGUGUUUUUCGGAGAGGACCUUCCCCAGAAAUACUUCCUGCACUCCACAGACUUCCCCAAAGCGGACCUCCUCAUUAUCAUGGGGACAUCUCUGCAGAUCGAGCCAUUCGCCAGCCUGGUGAACACGGUGCGGGCCUCCACGCCGCGGCUCCUGAUGAACAGGGACCCCGUGGGGCCCUUCCUGGCCCCUGCCCUACGCCGCAGGGACUACAUGGAGCUGGGGGACCUGGAGAACACCGUCAGGAGGCUCGCCCAAACGCUGGGCUGGGACGGCCAGAUCCAGGACCUCAUCUCUGCUCACCAGCACACGUUUACCCCUCAGGGCCCUGCUGUCCAGCUGUCCGAAAGUGGCCACGAGGGCGGGACCAGACCCGAGGAGCUGGGACCAAUCAGCGGCCAGGAAAGUGACUCCUCAGAGACGGACAGCCAGACCCCACCAUUCAGAGAACGCUCACAUUAGUCCACAUCCAGGAGGUGUCGCACAUCUGUACUGUAUAUAUAUUCAGCAAUAAUAUUCUUACUCUUUUUUUUGUAGCCUAUAUUUCUCCAUUUCAGGAUUGUUUAUGUUGAAUAUCAUACUACUCAAUGCAAACAUAUAAAAGCACUUAUAUUUAGCUCCUUUUUUUUUGAAUGACCUUUUCCUAAUAACCAUAGACUCGAUUUUUCCGUUGGCCAUGUUGUGUAGAUUCAGUGUGUGGAUAUGAACUCCUUAGAGGAAGAAACGUAAAGGAGACGCAGAAGAAUUACCCACAAUGCUUCAGACGGCUGCUUCACAAUGCUGCUAAAUGCUGGAUCAGCUAUGCAAAUGUAUAACAUACUUGAACAGGGUUUAUUUUUAUUUUUUUUGUUUCUGGAGGAAAAUGUAGUCUACAAACGCCCCCCACCCCCGCAAAUGUUCAUCCCCACUGUUUGCUUUCACAGGAUACGGCAGACAAGUGGGGGUGGGGGGAGGGGGUCCAAUAACUGUUCCUGUCCCCCAACAAAAGAGCCCAAUAUCCUGGCUGGGAUGCUUAGCUGGAGUGUGUUCAGUGGGGGAGGGGCCACUGGUUCGCUUUGUGCUGAAGUCUGGCAGCUCAACGUCGCAAAAUUGAAUUUUAAUUUUUGUGUUUGUAAUUGUUGGUUUGCCGUAUAAUGUCCAGUCAGUCAAGAUAUUUUGCAAACUGAUUUUAAGCGAAAUGACUAAAUUAUUUAAUAAAUGCUUCUUUCCGAAUUCCAAAAA
Messenger RNA from Conger conger (European conger), 2240 nucleotides. RefSeq lists its product as uncharacterized. Gene Ontology annotation, molecular function: NAD+ binding. Lineage: Eukaryota; Metazoa; Chordata; Actinopteri; Anguilliformes; Congridae. The record is from RefSeq and is a predicted model, not a curated record. The transcript has 8 exons. The coding region runs from base 267 to 1481 and encodes 404 amino acids.